GACGCAAGCCGCACCCGGUAGUGAGUACGACAUACGUCAUUUUGUAGUCCGUUUGACCUCAGGAGAAGCCGGAGAAUCCAUUUGCUGGUGUUAGCUAAGCUGUUGAAAGUUGUGUAACAGUGGAAACAAGAGGACACCGCUCUGUGGAGGUUCAGUUCAGCGCAGUCAAACCAGAGGAGUCUCUCCUCAUAGAUUAACCCUCCAUUUUGUGAUUAUUCUCAAGUAUAAUCCGGCUAAAAUGUUUUCCCUGUCAACGUCGUUUCAACCCCAGCAGGUAAGCCGACUGGGUAGCAUUUUUAAACGUAGCGAAACGCUCUUUUGCUAACCUCUCUGCCCUUUAAUAUCACAUUUAGCUUCACCGCGGAUGUGUUUUAGGGGGAGAUAUGUUACCAGGGGGCUCUUUUGUCUGUUAUUUCCACGUCUCGUGUAACGGUCAAUGACAGAUAAGCUCGGCUAAUGUUAGCAUGUUUGGCAUAUCUCCCCAUACUGAGCCCACGCUUACGUCAGGUUGUGUUAGUCAGCUGUUUGGAAACCGAGAAAAGCUCAAGGUGUGCAGCUUAAGCGGGGAUGUUUGCAGCUUCUGUGACUUAAGACGGAAUACAAGUGAAGCGAAGGGUUGCCAAGUUAAUAUUCAAAGAGCCGAGGUUACGUAACUCACGUACAUCUGACGUGUGAGGGUCAUGCUGCUCUCUGUUUGGAGACAGCUUGAAUAACACUGACAUAAUGCUACUGCCCUUUUUGUGUUAUUUGGAAAUAAAAGCCUGAUGUACGGUGGCCGAGAACCGCCACUGCUGCAAAUAAAAAAAAAAAAAGAAACUGAAGCCCGCUGCAAAUUAAAAAAGAAACGGAGCAGAUAAAAAAAAGCCAGAACAGAAGUUAACCAGUGCUUUUCAAUGUGUCAUUUGGUUAGGCUACAAUGCGCCUGAGUCGAUAUAAAGUUGAACUGAAGCUGACACUACACCGGCAUCCUGUAGAUCGUGUAAAUGUUUAACAAUAUGUACUGUUCCCAUUUUUGGAAAUAGAUAAGAAGAAAUAGAUUAACUCCAUAUCGAUAUCAAUAUAUCGAUAUAUAUUUUUUUGCAUUCUUUUUUUUUUUGCAGCAGUGGCGGUUCUCGGCCACCAUACUAACCCCACGAAACAGUGCUGUUUUCUCAGCGAGCCAAUCUCAUUUGAAUAAAUUUGUCACAACGUGGGGAGAAGUUUGUGUUUACCCUUCUCUGUUUGUGUGUUUGUAAGAUGAUCCUGCCCCUCAGCCAGCUCAUCAAUGCCCUACACUCUCUGAAGAACUCAGCCACAGCUUCAGUCCAGACCCUGCACAAAGACACAGCUUCAGACCACAGUGCAUUCCUAAAAGAGGUGAGAUCCAUAACACAAUGAAGACACGAUACAAUAUGUACUCUAAAAUCUAAAAAAUUCUAUCGUGUUAGAAAUGCUGAACAGGAUAUACUUAUAAAACCCCACCAGGCUAAACACAGCUCUCACAAACAAACUAUUCAAAGGCUUUCAGUGGUUAUAGAAAAAAAGAAAAACAUACUGAAGUUUCUUUCAGUGUCAAACAGGAAAGCAAAUUGUAACAAGUCUUAAACCAGUCUUAAAUACUAGUUGGAAAAAGCCUAGUCCUUUCCGACUGACAUACACACUCCACAGCAUUGUACAGAGAGAGAACAGUGACGCAUAGCUGCAGAACAUGUAGCCCAGAGGUGUACAAGUUGUUUAACAUGCUGUGUGUUAACGCACGGACUCGUAAAAAUCAUCUCUGCAGAUGGAAAGUCACGUAUAGCGAGAUGUAAACAACUAAAUGUGGAACUGUUACAACGAAAGAACUGAAAAAAUCUCCAGUUUUUCAGACUCAGUGUCCACUUUUCUAACCAGGUUACAGUCAGUCCCGGCGUAGAAAACACCUGCUCAGAGGGGGCUGAUAUGCAGAGAUACUGGUGUUUCCGGCUGUGCUUGUAUGGGAAAUCUCUCAGUAUUUACUUUCUACCAGUCUGUUGGCUUUGUUUCUAAAGAUGGGGUUAUAUCUCUAAAAAAGCUCCUAACCUCUGUGUCAGCGGCGGCAGGUGUUGUGCAUCGUUCCUUCACAGUGAGGAGAUGCACUGCUGCCGCCUCUGGCUAAGUGUCUUAGCUGGGCAAAACACCGUCAGCUGGUGGAUUCGCUUUGAAAUAUGGUUUACACUGAAAACACCACCCUGAUUGAAGAGCACAUGUUUUUUUAUGCCUACCCAAUAGAGGAAAAACACCUGCACAUUCAAUCAUUUACUCAUCCCUGCCAUGUUGUCAACCUGCAAGUUUUAAGACUCUGAAUAAUAAAAAGAAACCAUGAGUGAUGUAAAAUAUUCUUUAUAAGGUGUUUAAGACCUUUUUUUGUAUCCGUUCCUCACAGCCCAGUGUGAGUCUGAGGGAUCUCGGUCUGUCAGACAUCAGAGCAGGUCAGCUGGAUGAGCUGGUUAGCAGGCUGCUACCAACACCUUUACUGGAAGAACCUCCCGCUGUUCCCUCGGCAUGGAGGACCAGUCACGUUUCCGCAGGCAGCUUCUUCCAGAACAAGCACGGUGAGCAGCUCGGACUCGAAAUUAGUGUCACAUUAGGGAAGAGACACCUUUAUCUGAUUGGAUUUAUUUCUCUGACAGGGUUUUCGCACAGAAGGUUGGGAGUUUUUGGCUCCCCAAUAUUGCACAGACAAUACCACAGUCCUCUAAAAGACGCUCUUGCAGAGUUACAGUUUUUGCCAGGUAAGAUCCUGACUCAGCCUUCUCCACCUGGUAUUAGUCAGUAAUCUGAUUAUAUACACAAACUACACAGAGAGUAGAGUUCAAUUUGUUUAAUUUUACUAUGUGUCUGUUCAGUUUUGAUCCAGUGUCGAGGUUUUAAGACACUUAGAUCGAAGACCAGACGAGGAGAAUCAAGUUAUGACGGUCCUGUGGAGCCUGAGCCUUACACACCAGCCUUCAUGAAGGUAAACAUGCUUCUGCUGCACUAUUCUACAGGGAUAAGCCAGCUAGAAGAUGUGAUCUCUCUUUAAGCUGACUAAGUUUUUUCUUGCAGGGGUUGCUCCAGCGGGAAAAAGGACAAGAGGCACAGUCGCUGGACCAAGUGCUGAAACAAAAAAACCUUCCAGAGAACCAGCAGGAGGCUUUCAAAACCGGUUUCACCGAGGGCUUCAUGAAGUCUCAGGCUUACACUCAGAGAACACAAGGCAUGUGAAAAUCCUCGGUAGUUAGCGAAACAGUCGCAGCAGGUGUAAAACUUCGAAUUGAUCUUCGAAUUGACAUAAAAGAAUUCUCUCCGCUCUGUUUCGACAGACUCGUUGAGGAGAACCAGGCUGAUCCUGCUGGUCCUCCUCCUUCUUGGUAUUUAUGGCUUGUCAAGAACCCCGUUUCUCUCCGGUAAAGGCUCCUUUUCUGAUGCUGGUUUGUUUCCGUUUUUAUUCUCUCCUAUGCUUGCAAAUCAUCUUAAAAAACCUACAUGCACACUGUGAAUAGAACAAAGCUGAUUAGUGCCUCCAGAGAGGACAGUGAAGGAAAUAGCUCAUAGCACCUUAAAAAUAUCCCCUCUGCCAAAUGCCUCCUGAAAUAGAAGUGUCAGUUGACACUGUCUGCUAGUGUGCAUGUAGAGUUUAAUUGGUCAUUCUGCUGCAUACCAAUGUGUAGUAAUACUUAAGUAGAGACAAUAUGAAAAGGUAGUACGUAGUGAAAUCUCAGUAUUUACAUCUGUGCACUAGCAGGAACUAGCAGUCCAACUAAAUGACAAAUUGCAAUAAAUUGAGAAGGUUUUCUGGCAUCACCAGUUGCUUCAAAUUUUCACAGUGAGGUUUCGCACCACAUCUGGGCUUGACUCGGCGGUCGAUCCCAUCCAGAUGAAGAAUGUGACUUUUGAGCACGUCAAAGGAGUAGAGGAGGCCAAGAAUGAGUUACAGGAUGUUGUGGAGUUUCUCAAGAACCCCCAGAAGUUCACUGUACUCGGUGGAAAGCUGCCUAAAGGUAUAGUUAUACACAAUUUCUCCCCAUUUUCACUUUCUCUUGUUUGUAUUGCACUAUUCUUCCUCACCUGUAUCAUCAUCAUCAACAUCAUUAAGGUUUCCCUUGUUUACAGUGAUGUCUAAAUAUAAACCUGACUUUAUCAAAGAGUAAUACUCAGUCAAAACACCUUCACCCUGAGAUGAAAUGAUCGGAGUUGAUCUGACUUGAAUUUUUUAAGAGAAACAAGAGUGUCGAUCUUCAGCGUGUUAUUUAUGAGUCCAUGUUUGGAGCACAAAAAUUGAAGAUCCAGGUUCAUAACCAAUGGUACUCAGAGCAUUAGACAGCUGGUAGAGUUUGAUAGGAUCCAGUAGGCAAGUUCAGUUAAGAUAAUAUCUAUAAAGGUGAAUAAUCUCUUGAUUAAAAAGAUCUCAUUAUAAAUCUAAGAGCAGAGUGACAGACUGAGUCCAAGGAUGUGAAGGCAGAAGCAGGUCGACAUAAGUACUAUUAUUUAGAAUCAAUUUUAGGUCAUUUUGGUCACAUGACAUGUCCGUCGGAUAGCCAACCUAAAACUAACUUCACCGGUAUUUACUUUUUUUGCCUCGGCUGAUUUUUUUUUUUAUGCAAAAUAAUGUGCCCCCAAAUACAUUUUACAAUUCGCACACAUCUAUUUUUCGUCACAAACGCGAGUGAAAUGGUCGCGCUGUCGAGUCCUGAACUUUAUAAUCUCAUGCUGAUGACAAAUAAAACAGGACCCAGAACUGAUCCCUGUUGAACUCCUUUUGUUAAUGGUAGAAACUGUUUGACUGUUUUCAGCUUGGACUGAAUUAAUCUCAUCUUUUGUUGUUUUUUUUCUUCACAGGGAUCCUUCUUGUUGGUCCUCCAGGCACAGGAAAGACUCUGCUAGCCCGGGCUGUAGCGGGGGAGGCCGACGUGCCGUUUUACUACGCAUCUGGGUCCGAGUUUGAUGAGAUGUUUGUGGGUGUUGGUGCCAGCAGAAUCAGGAACCUUUUCAGUGAGUUUGCUCAAUGUGAGAAAAUCUGAGAGACCGUUAGAAGAUGAAAGAAACUCACUUCUUGUUUUUUUUUUUGGUUUUUUUUGUGUGUGUGUUUUGCAGAAGAGGCAAAAGCAAAUGCUCCCUGCGUGAUCUUCAUUGACGAGUUGGACAGUGUAGGUGGAAAGAGGAUUGAGUCUCCUAUGCAUCCUUACUCCAGACAAACCAUCAACCAGCUGCUGGCUGAAAUGGACGGGUCCGUUUCUCUGCUUCAACAUCAUAAAAACUGCAGACUUUCAAUUUUAUCCAUUAGUCUACAUUAAUGUCAUUUUGUAUCUUACAGGUUUAAACCAAAUGAAGGCGUCAUCGUUGUUGGUGCUACAAACUUUGCUGAGGCUUUGGAUAAGUAUGUUUAUGUUUUCACUAAGCCUGUCUGUGGCUUAUGUAAGAGAAAAACCUGCUUUAAAAACAUAACCAGUUUGAGUUGAGGUCAGUAGAUCUAGUUCAUGUAAACAAAACAGUCCCAGUGUUUCAGCUUCGACUCUGCAAACUUUGUCUGAUACCCCAGGCUGUUUGAUCCGCGUCCUAGUUUCCUUGUGACAGUCUGAUUUGAACCAUUUCAGGCAGACAAAUAAUAAAACAGAUACUAUCAUUGACCUGUUUUUAAAGCAGCUUCUCCGAGACAACAGCUUCGAGUAUUUUACUCACUUAUUUUGGGAGUUUUAAAAAAAAAUACUCUCAACGGGUAAUAAACUUUUAGAUUAAAGAAGCUAAAUGUAGCAAAGGGAUUUUCGCACACUGCCCAACUCGCAAUCAAUCAUUUAUUUGCAGCAUUUCGGCACUAGACCUUCAUCAGGCGAACAGUUUUUUUGUUCAAGAGAAACCAUCUUAAAUAGGGAGGUGUCGUUUCUCCAUGACCAAUCCAGUUCUCACGCGUAAACACAGAGGGACAAAAUCAUCAUGGGGUAAUUUAACCAAAGAGACAGCAAAUAAACAACAAAAAACUUUGUGUGACAUCAGGUUAAAGUAAUACCCACAUGUCCAGAAGAGAAAUCUAUAACAUAGUGAAUCAAACUAUAUAUAAAUCAGUAUUUUAAAAUGUUUUUUAGGAGAUAAGUUUACAUUUUAAGUUAAAAACAGACGAAUUUAAUUAACAAAUCUCCAUAUCUUGUACAAAAGGGCACAUCUAUCAUCAAAAUAUACAUCUAAUAACAAUGAUCCAAAGUUCAUUUUGUGUAUUUUGAACUGCACACACUUACAAUGACAGUGAAUGACAACAACAGAAAAAGUCGUCCAGGUACCGACAACAUUAUGGCUGUGCCUAAUUUCUCAAAAAUGUGGAAUCUGCAAAGAUUUUUGUCUUCACCAAGAUUUUUUUCACUAAUCAGUAGGGGCUCAAAAAUUUAAAGCUUCUUUAAAGAUUAAAGAAGCUCUCAGUAUUUCUUCUCUUUACAUAUAAUGACAUUAAAUUCAACAGAAAGAUGUAUUUUUAUAGACUUUUAGGCUGUCAAGUGAUGGAAAAAAAAAGGAAAUAAAGAAUCCAGGUGUUGGGAAUCUUACUUUUUAUUUGUGUUUCCUUCUUCCAGCGCUCUGGUAAGACCAGGAAGGUUUGACAUGCAGGUGACAGUCCCUCGGCCAGACGUGAAAGGACGCACUGAAAUUCUCAACUGGUACCUCUCAAAGAUCAAGGUGGACCCUGGUAGGUCUCAGUGGAAAAUAUGAAAGAUAAUACCUCACAAAUAAAUCAUUCUGCAGAAACAACUAUAAUUGGUAACUUUUGAGGCUCUACUUCUGGUUAAAACCAUUCAUAGUAUUAAAGCAGUCAGCCUGUGAGAGAAUACCUUUGUUUUCCAUCUUUGUAAAAGUCACCAUUGUGUCUUUAAGUCUUAUAAAGAACCAUUUUUCAUUGUCUGCACUCUCGCAGCCGUUGAGGCAGAGAUAAUUGCACGGGGCACAGUGGGCUUCUCAGGAGCAGAGCUGGAGAAUUUAGUCAACCAGGCAGCCCUGAAGGCAGCCGUGGACGGGAAAGAGAUGGUCACAAUGAAAGACCUGGAGUUCGCUAAGGACAAGAUCCUCAUGGGUGAGUGCACACAGUGAUUCACUCUGCUUCCUGUCAUGUGGGACCGAUUACCUGGACACACUCUAGUUCGGCUGAAAAGAAAGUAUGAAUGAAUGAAGCGUACGUUUUUGUGUUAAUCCCUGAAAAUCCUUUUUGGUUUUGUUCCUUCUCACACCAGGCCCUGAGAGGAGGAGUGUGGAAAUCGACAAGAAGAAUAAGACCAUCACAGCCUACCAUGAGUCUGGCCAUGCUAUUGUCGCCUAUUUCACCAAAGAUGCAAUGCCAAUCAACAAGGCUACCAUCAUGCCGAGAGGACCAACACUUGGCCAUGUGAGCUUCAGCGGCAUCUCCAACUUUACACCACUUUUUUUUUUUAAUCCCCUUUGUUAAAUCUAAAGCUUAUAAUUCUUUUUUAAGGUGUCCAUGCUCCCGGAGAACGACCGAUGGAGUGAGACGAGAGCCCAGCUUCUGGCUCAGAUGGACGUCAGUAUGGGCGGUCGAGUCGCAGAGGAGCUCAUCUUUGGGGAUGACUACAUCACCACGGGUGAGUCAGGAGGACAUGAGGACUUGAUGUGGUUGUGGUGUUUACAGCUACAUACACAACUAUAACAUCGAAGAAGUUCUCCAGGAAACAUAAAUACUGCAAUAAGCACCUACGUUUGGUCUUAAAAAACACUUUAUUAAUGAAUAACAAGAGCCAAAGUUAAAACUGGAUCACUCUGCUAUCAUAACUGCAGAUUAAUGUUCAUUUAAAGCUUUGUUUUGUUUCAUUCUUCAGGGGCAUCAAGUGACUUUGAUGGAGCAACCAAAAUAGCCAAAAUGAUGGUGACCAGGUUUGGCAUGAGUGACAAGGUAUGUUUAACUUGGUUGCUUUGUUUCACAAUGAACAGCGGUUGACUUUGCAGUUAUGUAUUCAGCAUUUAUUAGUGUGAAUUUUUCCUUGACCACCCAGUGACUAAGUAAGAAGUAUUUAAGGUUGUCACUAUAGUAGCGCACUUUGAGGGUGAUUUAUUGAGAAGUUUUCCAUGAAACUGUAGCCUGUAAUUACAUGAAGACAAAGAAAAUCUGUCUAACUCUCAACGACAGUAACUAUCAGUGACUAUUAACAUGAAAAGGUCUACUGUUCCUUCAACCUAAGGUGUCAUUUGUGUUUGCUUGCAGCUUGGUGUAAUGACCUAUGGCGAUAUAACCAAGCAGAGCCCCGAAACACAAGCUGCUGUUGAACAAGAAGUCAGGGCUUUGCUAAAGGUGAGAUAUUCCCACAGCACAUCAGCUUUUUUUGAAACUGAGAUGGUUAUAAAAUCUGUUUCUAAGUUUCGGAUCCUUUUUUUUUGUCUAGGACUCGUACGAACGUGCAAAGAACAUCCUGAAGACCUACAGCAAAGAGCACAAGACGCUAGCAGAUGCCCUGCUCAGAUACGAAACUCUGGAUGCCAAAGAGAUCCAGAUGGUGCUGGAGGGCAAAUCACUGGACCACUAGAUACCUCAGUAUAGAUAUUUUAAACUCUUGUAAAUAUGAAGCUGUGCAGUUGUGCACAGGCCUUUUGGAGGCCUUGUAUUUCAUUUCUUUGUACCCCUCUCAUCAUUUGGUGGAAACGACACAGAAAUGAUUCUGUUAACCCCUUUCGAUUAUAUUUUAUUUUAUUAAUUUUUUUGUCUUGCAUUUCCUGUAGAGAAAACGUUUGUUUCCACAGCGUUUUUAAAGCACUUCAUAGUUCAAUCAGACAAAAGGCUUUUUGUUUUACACAAAUGAAUCUACAGGCUGCAGAUAUCAUUGAGGUUACAUCCAAGUCUUUUUAAGAAAAAAGGCUGCUGCAAUAGUUUUAUACAUCACAAUCAGGAUUCUUUACAAUAUCAGUGAAAAGGCGAAUGAAUUAAACAAAUUUAUGAUUGAUUAAUGUGCGAUGAUUUCAUUUAGACUGCAGGGUCUCGUAUUAAAUUUGUACAGACUUGUGAACACCGUAGGACCUUAAAUUACCUCAAUCCAGAAUGUACCUCUUUGCUGUAGCAAGGUGCAGGUGAUACCCCUGUUCAGUGUUGAACACUUCAUAUGGAUUUAUUCUCUCUGAAUGAUGUAAAUUACAUCUGCGAUAUACUUUCUGUAUGUGUGUUCUUAUUUAUUUAAGUGCCCAAAGAUGUUUCCUUUGUCUGAACUUAGUGGUAGGCCUUUAUGUGUGGAGUUCAGAGGUCAUCUGUAACAGAUAAACGAGGGUUUAUGUAUAUAUUCUGUAAGCGUGUCUUUGUGCUUUGGUUUGUUUCUUUAGCUAAAGCCUUUGAAGCUCAAAUAAAGGUUUCUCUUACUCAUAAA
Molecule: messenger RNA, 9317 nt
Organism: Xyrichtys novacula (pearly razorfish)
Lineage: Eukaryota; Metazoa; Chordata; Actinopteri; Labriformes; Labridae
Source: the annotation of a GenBank genome assembly